GUGACAUUGGUCAUUGAAUUUGUUUGACAUUUCCAAAUUGAAGUAGAUGUCCGUUAAGCGCCACGACUUAUGUUGCUGAGUGGGAUUUAGUUCCAUGGAUGCUUUAAGAGCUACACUGGAUAGUACUGAUGGUCAAGUGGCUACUGUUAGUCGUACCAGUUCCCCACCUCCUUUGGAUCUUAUCAGUCCUCCACCGAUUGUUGCUGAAUACUGGUGUCAUACACAAGUAAAAACAAUAUAGUUUUGCUUGUAAAUACAAAUAAUAUACUUUCUUUUUUUCUAUAAAGGUCCGUGUCACUAAGAUGAAAUAUGUUUGGACGAUAAGCAAUUUUAGUUUUUGUCGGGAAGAAAUGGGUGAAGUAGUAAAAAGUUCAUUUUUCUCUUGUGGUCCAAAUGAUAAAUUAAAGUGGUUAGUUUAUUUAUAUUAGAAAAGAGCAAAAUCAUUACUCAUUACCUGCCAUGUUUAUCAAGGUGUUUAAGAAUCAAUCCAAAAGGCUUAGAUGAAGAAAGUAGAGAAUACCUAUCACUCUACCUUUUAUUGGUCAAUUGUGGUACAAAAAGUGAAGCUAGAGCCAAGUUUAAAUUUUCAAUAUUAAAUAAUAAACGUGAAGAGACAAAAGCAAUGGAAAGUCAACGUGCUUAUAGAUUUGUUCAAGGCAAAGAUUGGGGCUUUAAAAAGUUUAUACGUCGAGAUGUCUUAAUGGAUGAAGCCAAUGGUUUACUACCCAAUGAUCGAUUAACAAUUUUAUGUGAGGUUUCCGUUGUGGGUGAAACUCUCUCUGAAAGUGGUCAAGUUAACAAUCAACCAAUUACUGUCCCAGAGUGUAAUUUACACGAAGAUAUUGGCAGUCUGUUAUUUAAACAACUCUUAACUGAUGUCACAUUAGUUGUUAUAUCUAACAAUAAUCAUAACAGCAGUCAAUCGAAUGGAAAAUCACCAAGUAUUUGUGGUGGUGUUGGCGGCGGCGGUGGUGGUCCAUUACCUAGCUUAAAUUCUGUUAGUGAACAACAACAAGUGAGCACUAAAUUCUCUACAGCUGCUUAUGAAUCCACCGGUGAAGACGACGACGACGAUGAUGAUGGUGAUGAAGAGGAUCAAGAGGAGGAACUGGAUGAAGGUGAAGAGUUCGACGAUGAGGAUGAUGAUGAUGGUGAGGAGGAGGAGCAGGAUGAAGAUGGCCAAGAUGAUGAUGGAGAAGAUAAUGAGGAUGAGACUGGAGCUGCUGGUCGUGGUCGUGGUGGUGGUGAACUUCCAGGGAAUGACAGUGAACGUGAAGAAGAGACACAAUCGAGUUAUAGAGAAUCACAAUUAAUAUAUUUUGUUGAUGGCAGUAGUCAUCUAACAUCGAAUACUGGUGGCGGUAGUAAUAAUACUGAACAGGGUGAAGCAGAGGCUGCUGCUUCUGCUGCUACCACAGCAACAGGAACUCAUCGAAUUUCAAACACUGGAGAUAAUCAUGCUUCUAGUACAUCGUCUCAUCCCAGUCAUCAUCAUCAUCCUGGACAUGUAAUGUCUUCUUCGUCUUCGUCUUCAACUACUACACUGACACUGGCUGCUUCUACGACAGCGAAUGUCCCUACAAAAGGUGUAAUCAUUCCUAUGGCUUCAGCUAAUCCUAGUUCACUAUUAGUUUCGUGUACUGGUGGCAGUGUUGGAGAUUCAGUCUCUGUAAAACAACAAUAUCCUGGAGAUCAUUCAAUUAAUAAUGCUACAAAUAGUGACUGGCGGCUGACUUCGUCGUCUUCCAAUUAUGUUUCUACUCAGGGGAACAUAAAUCGUGAUGAUCGAGAGGUGAAACCAAAUGCCAGUUGUAUUCAUAGGCCUCGCACAUCCAAUUCAGUACCUUCAACAUCCUCUGCUUUACCAACAACUACUGAUUCAUCAUCAUCGGCUUCGUGUAGUGGUAAAGUGAAACAAACUGUUGCACACAACGCAGAUGUAGGAAGUAGCAGUACAACUACAAGCAGUACAACAAUAAGCCAAAGUAGUUCUCCUCUUGUGAAUAAUGUCUCCACUCCUCUGAUCACGUCCAAAGAGAAACCUGAAGCCAUUGAAGAGUCUGUCGAAGCUGAAACUUCUGGUACUUCAAGUCGUGUCCGACGGAGUACUCGAAGAAGGGGUAACAAUAAUAAUAAUAGCAAUAAUAGUACAUCGACUACUACAACUUCAAAUCGUUCACGUAAUCGCAACACUCGAGACUCAUCACUUUUAGCCACUGUUUCAAAAGCAGCUUCAACAACAACUUCAUCUCAUUCCAAUCCUGCAGCUACUCCAUCAAGUUCCACUGUAGGCCCAUUAAGUGUAACAGAUCAGACUGUAAAGUGUUCCAGCACAGGAUCUACGACUAGUGGUGGUGGUACUAGUAGUAGUAGUUCAACAGUUAGUGGUGUUUCAAAUUCUAGUGUUGUCCUUCGACAAUUUGAAGCACACAAAGCAAUUCUAGCUGCUAGAAGCCCGGUGUUUGCUGCAAUGUUUGAACAUGGCAUGGAAGAGUCUAGAGCUAAUCGAGUUGAAAUUACAGAUAUGGAACCAGAUACUGUGGCUGAAGUUCUACGUUAUAUAUAUACUGGACAAGUUGUCGGUAUGGAUCGGCUGGCGCAUGAAUUAUUAGCAGCUGCUGACAAGUAUCAGUUGGAACGGCUGAAGACAAUGUGUGAAGAAGCACUUGUAGAAAGUCUUUCAGUUGAGAAUGCUUGUGAUAUAUUUGGACUUUCUGAUAUGCACAAUGCUGAACAGUUGAAAGCUCAUACACUUGAGUUUAUAAUGCUACAUGCUCAUGAUGUCUGUGAAACUGAAGGCUAUGAACAAUUGGUACGACAUCGUCCACGUCUGUUGAAUGAGUGCUUUCGUAGUCUUGCCUCACAACAACUCCCUUUAAGAUGUUGGGCACGUAAACGUCCUAGGCAAUCUUAAAUUUUGUGUGUACAAUAACACCAGCAGAUAAAAAGCAUCAUGCUUCAUUGUUCUCCUGUCUCUCUCUCUUUCUUUCUCUCCUCGUCAGCGUUGUCCACCAUCAUCACACAUCUCCAUUUGUAUUAAAAUUAAAAAUUCCUUCACUUCAGAAAUCAGAAAAAAUCACUGCGUUCUUGUGCGCGUCCAUGCGCGACCAUGCACAUAUGGUCUGCGGUUCAAUCCCCUGCCGACGCACACCUCUGAUAUCUAUGGUCGGCAUGCAAAAAUUUGGGCUACCGUGCUAUAUCCAUACUGAAAAUUCCAUACUUGAAUCAAAAUAUACAGUGUGGAAUCAAGCUGUCAAUCAAAAAUAAUAAAAAAUAAAUAAUAAAAUUAUAAUCUGCCUCCCACCACCCCUGUCAUGCCUCAGCCAACUACUUUCCUGGUUUCCUAUAUCUCUCCAUCUUUCUCUCUCUCUCUCUCUGUCUCUCACGACCGUUAUCACCUUUGUUCAGUCUCUGGAGUCUGCGUGUGUGUGUGUGUGUGUGGUGUACCGGUUAGGUUGGUAGUUGUUAUGUGGUGGUAGGUACCGAUAUGUCAGCGAUAAUUCAUUUUUUAUACACUUAUUCCUCCUUUUUUCCCCACAUAUUUCCUCUUAAUUCCCAUUGAUCGCUCACAGAUGACUGACUGACUGACUGAGUGUGAGUGAGUGAGUGAAUAAAAAGCAUUUUCUUUUUAUUAUUCUGCCUUUAGCAACCCUUGUUUCUCGCCUCCAGUUGUACGUAUAACUUGUCUGUUUGUUUAAAACUAUUCUGCCUUGUUGAGUCCCUAUUCUGUGUCCCUCGCACUCACACACUCACUUGCUCACUCACUGUGAUGAUUAUGUAAUUGUUUAUUGUGUCCAAAUCCCUUGUCUUCAUAUUCUGUGUGUGUGUGUGUGUGUAAGUGUCUGUGUGACCGGGGAUGCACAUAGGGUUGAUAUUUACCUUCCCCAAUAAUAAUUCCAUUCUCUCAUAAUCAUCCCCUUACUGGUUUCCUUUUGUGAAAUAAUAUGUGAUCACAUGUUUGUAUAUCUCUCCCUCUCCCUCACUUUCUUUUUUGCUCACACACACACACACAUAUUGACCUCAUGUGCUCAUCUUUUGUCUGUCUUUUUCAAGUUUUAUGUUCGUUUAGAGGUUCCUCUGUACGUUUCCUGUCUUUUUUUAUAAUAUUCCUUUCUGUUUCUCCCUUUGUUUGGUCUUUCUUAUCCCUAAUAUACACAUAUUGAUGUUUAUUCACACACAAUUUCUACAUCUUGGUUAUGAUUACUACUAAAUAUAUAAUAUGACUAACACAAAUACGUUUUAUGCGUGGGUGUGUGUGCAUGUGUGCGUAGUAGUAUGGUUUCUAGAUGGUUGAUGGUAAUUGUAAGGAGACCCG
This is a messenger RNA of Trichobilharzia regenti, 4315 nucleotides long. The record is from the annotation of a GenBank genome assembly. Lineage: Eukaryota; Metazoa; Platyhelminthes; Trematoda; Strigeidida; Schistosomatidae.